Messenger RNA from Micromonas commoda, 4458 nucleotides. RefSeq lists its product with no specific name. The record is from RefSeq and is a predicted model, not a curated record. The transcript has a single exon. NCBI's taxonomy places the organism in Eukaryota, Viridiplantae, Chlorophyta, Mamiellophyceae, Mamiellales, Mamiellaceae. The coding region runs from base 1 to 4458 and encodes 1485 amino acids.
AUGUCGAUGGCUCCGCCCGCCGCGCGAAGGAAAUCUGACGCCGCCGCCGAGCGGCGGCGGCAGCUCGAGGAGUGGAAGAAGAAGAAGGAGGCGCAGCGGAAGCGCCAGUCGACGGGCGGGCGCAGCUCCCUCGGUGGGGCGGCCUCGUCCCGCCCGUCGGUGAGCGGCGUCUCCGACGCAUCCAACGCUCGGAGGAUCUCAUCCGGGUCCGUGGCGCACGGCACGCCGACGUCCCGACUGCACGCCGCGCGCGAGGGGGUUCAGCAGUGGGAUAAGGAUAGACGCGUGAGCGCCAAGCUCGCGGUGAACGACGCCGCCGCGCGUCGCAAGAAGUCCGUCUCCCCCGCGACCGCCGCGACGACUCGCGCGCCAUCGUCCUCCUCGGGUAAGAAGAAGGCGGCGCGCGGGACCCCGUCCCCGCCCGUCGCCGUGCGCGCCUCCGCGAAGGAGAACACCCCGCCCGAGGGCAAGGCGCUCGUACCGUCCCCGGAGGCGGUCUCGGCGUUCGUCGCGAGCCUCAGGUCCGUGGACGUCUCCUGCCACCACAGCCCGAGCAUCAAGCACCUGAGAUCCGGCGGCGGGCCCGCGAUGGCGGCGACGUCGUGGAUGAACGCACACACGCGGCACUCCUCACCGCCCGGGAUGUCCACGCCCCGCAGCGGCGUGAGUCGCGUGUCGAGGCCAGUCGCAUUACCGGAGGAGAAGGACCGAUCGUACCCGAGGAGCGCUCUCGCGACGAAGGACCCCGGCCCGUCCCCUCGGUCCGUUGCCGUCGCGGAGGAAAAGGCGAAGGCAGAGGCGAAACACUCGGAGCUCGAGACGCAAAUGCGCCGACUCGAGGCGGAGAAGGAGGCGAUGCGGUCCAACCUGGCGCUCCUCGGGGUCAAGAUGAGCGAUCUAGAGGCCUCGGCGACGCGGCAUAGGGAGGAUUUGGAGCGGGAGCGGGCCGCCGCGGCGGAUGCAGCCGCAGCGCUCGAGGCGGCGCGGCUUGAAAAAAUAGCCGCCGUCGAGGAGAAGGAGUUUACCAUCGAGGCGCAGGCUGGCAUGCUGCAGCAGCUCAGCUCCGAGCUCGAGCGCGCGGAGAAGUGCAGGGAGGAGGCCGAGCGGGCCAAGUCGAGCAAGGAUGACAAGCUGGCGCGGCUGCAACUGGAGCUUGAAAAGUGCGCAAAGGAACUGGCGCAGAAGCAGCACCAGAUUCACCAGAUGCAAUCCGGCGGCGACAUCAUGGGCCGCGACUCGCUCGGCAGCAGCGUCGGCCGCGUCUCCCUCGGCGGCGGCAGAAGGUCAUCCGUCUAUGGCGGCGGACAGGACGUCAUGGAGGACCUGCGACAGGCGGAGAGCGUCGCGAGGCUGAGUCAGGAGCGUCUGAUGGAGCUCAUCGCCGCGAAGCAAGCCGCCGAGCGCGAAGCCGCCGACGCCCGCGCCGCCGCGGCCAAGUGGGAGUCCGAGGUGAGCCAGCGACGGAACGAGGUGGAGAUGAUGCAGGAGGAGCUGGAGGCGUGCCUCGAGGUGGAGCGACAGGAGCGACGCAAGGCUGAGGAGCUGUACGAGAUUGCCAAGGAGGAAAAAAACAGCCUCGAGCGAAUCGUCGCCGCGAGGGCUGAGGAGAUUUCCACUUUGGAGGAGAGGCUCGUGGAGGCCACCGCGGCGGCUGAGGAGAUCCGCGCGGGCAUCGAGGAGAGGGACCAGCUCCUCAGGGACGGCGACGCCGUGCUGGAGGCGAAGGAGGCUGAGCUCGACGAAGCUGCCGCGUACGCCCUCUCGCUGCAGAGGGAACUGGACGAGCUCAGAGCGGAGCAGGAACGGAUGCGAGCAGAACGGGACGCCGGUUCACCGCCGCGGCCGUCCGAGGAGGAGAACGCGCGCAACAAGGAAGCGCUCAUCCUCCAUCUCAAGUCCGAGAACGAGGCGCAGGUGCGAGCCGCGCAGCAGGAGAUUGACACGUUGCGGUUCCAGCUAGAGGAGCGUGACGUGGCGGUUUCAGACGCCGAGGGCCGGCUCGCCGAGCGAGAGGCUGAGUGCGCGAAGCUCCAGAGCGAGGUUUUCGCGAAAUCCAACGCGCUGUCGCCGCUGAGGCAGCGUGCGGACGCGGCGCAAAACGUGUUGAACGCGAUGGAGAAGGAACUCGAUUCCAGGGACGCUCAGCUCAAGACGGUGACCGAUCAGCUCAUGGCGGCUAUGUCCGCGGAGAAGCGCCAGACCCGGGCGGUGGCGCGACUGGAGAUGACCUUAGCGGAGCGCGAGGAGACGGUUCGCAACAUGGGCGAGCAGCUCAAGGAGGUCUCCACGAAGGCGGGUUUGGCCUCCGCGGCGAAGCGGGAGCGAGACCAGUACGCCGAGAUGUUCGAAAACGCCGAACGGGCCAGGCAGACGCUGGAGCAUUCGCUCGCGUCCAACAGGGACGAAAACGUUCGUAGGCUCCACCUCGCCGAGCAGGAACGGACCGCCGCGCUGUCCCGAGCGGAGGCACUCCAGGCGGCGGUCUCCAGCAAGGAGGCGCAGCAGCAGUCCCUGGUGGAGAAGGCUGCCGCGGCGGAGCGCGCGGCAGAGUUUGAGAGGACCAAACUCGCGGGUCUCGCCGCCGCCGCCGACGAAGCGGUGGAAAACGCAAACGCGCAGGUGAUUGAAACACGCGCAGAAUUGGAGGGACAGAUGCUCCAGAUGCGAACCGAGCUCGGACAUAAGCUGGAAGAAGCCGAGGCACGGGCUGUGGAGGCGCAAUCCGCCGCGGAGGCGAAAGUGAGGCUGGCUGAGUCGCAGCUCAAGGCUUCACGCGAGGAGAUUUCCCGGCUGAAGGAGGAAACGGAGCUCGCGCGGCGCUCCGCGGUGUCGUCCGACGUCGACCGGCAGUUGAGGCAGCGACUCGAAGGCGACAUACACGUCGCCAAGACCAAUGCCGCGUCCGCUAACGUGCGCUACGAGGAGGCGCGCAAGGCUCUCAAAGCGGCGGAGACGCGAUCGCUCGAGAUUGAAGGGAGGCUUCGCGCCGCCGAACGGGAACUUCACUCGGAGCGCCGCGAUAAGGAGGAGAGACUGGCAGUCGCCGCGAAGAUCCAGGCCGAACGCGACGAAGCCGCCGCGCACGCCACGCGCGAGCUCGAGGGGAGACUUUGCGCCGCGGAGUCCGCCGCCGCGUCGGGCGCCGAGGAGGUGGAACGACUCAACGCGGCGGUUCUCAUGCUUCGGUCCGAGGUUGCAAACGCGGGGGUUGGGUCGAACGAGGCGAGCGAGAAGAUCGCGAGGCUCGAGAACGUACUCGCCGCCGCCGGCGAGUCGGUCGCCGCCGCCAAGGCUGAGGCUGCGGAUUACAAGUCCAAGGCUGACGACACCGAGAAGGAGAGCCUGUUUUUUCUGGGCGAGAUGCAGGUGGCGGUUGCCAGCGCGGAGAAGAAAAUCGUCGCGCUGCACAAGACGGUGGCGUCGCGUGACCUGAAGCUCUCGCAGCUCACCGCCGAGGUGAAGGCUCUCAAGGAGGUGCUCAGGGACAGGGAGGAGAAGCUCGAGAAAGUCGACGCGCAGACGGCGGCGCUCAAGAAGGCACACGCGGAGGAACUUGAGUCGCUGAAGGGCGAGGGUGACGGUCACUCGAUCAUGCUCGAGAUGGAGAACACGCAGCUUCGCGAAAAUUUGGAGGAGAAGCGGUCCAAGCUCAAGCGGCUCCAGGAGGACCUCGGCCUGGCGUCCGAGAAGAACAGGAGCCUGUUCGAUCAGUGCGAACGAGCCAGGGCGGCGCAGUCCAUCGCCGAGGAAACCGCCGCGGACGCGUUGAAGGUGCGCGACGAGUUUGCCGCGGCGAUGAAGAGCCAGCACGAGACAAACCAGCGCGCAAACGCCGCCGCCGACGAGGCGCACAAGCUCCACGUCGAGGAACUGGAAGAUGAGCUCCAGUACGAACGAACCCGCGCCAAAGCGCUGGCCCGCGCGGCGUGGAAGCACGGCUUGAGGCCGGCCGACCUCAACAACGACGCGGGGGCCGCGCUCGAGGAGUUGGUUGGCGAGGAGAUGUCGGCGGCUUCGCCGCAGACCAGGAUCGAGUGGAUGACGGAGAAUGCGACCAAGAUCAAUUUCGCCAAGUUCAAGUCCAGCGUCGAGAAGGUCGCCGCGGAUAAGCGGCACAACCUCGCGAGCACGCCAAUCGGUGCCGAGCGCCCCAUGCUCCUCUCGCAGCUCGUGAGCUCGGUGAAGAAGGCUGCGCCGAUUCCCGCCACCGUCACGCCCACUGCGCAGCCCCGAGCGUUGGCGUCUGCGUUGGCGAACAAGGAGAACGGUUCCGUGAACGGGUUCACGCCAUCGCCCGCCGCGGCUAGGUUGAAGCGUUCGAAGAUGGGCAACGAGAGCGAUGCUGAGAACGCGAUACCCGGGUCGGGAAAGAUGGAGAUGACCGUCGGGGACGAUCGAAGGUUGACCAGACGAAUGUCCAGGCGCGAGGCUCUCACCGAGCUGCGGACCGGCGACUGA